GAAAAAGAGCGUGAAAGGCUCCACACGGCAGAUUAUAAAUCUGUAUGUUAACAGGACUAAAUCUGGAGGUCUUGAAGCAGCUUUACUGGUGGGGGGUGGCCAUAAAGCAUCAAGAGGUGGUCUUUCCUGUUAACUGAGGAUCUGUGCAAAUAAGGAAGUGGGACCCGUGGAAGCUGUGAACGCCGGUUGUCAAGCACAGUGGUAGGUUGGUCGGAGGUCUCUGACCCUCUCAUUUUCGUGUCUGGAAGAAAAGAGGACGGCAGAAGAGACACGAGACAAAAGACAGCAAGGGACUAGUGAGCCAUUUCUCUCUUUAUUACUUCCAUUCACAAAACCAUCGCAUACCAUUAUCACAGCGAUGUAGAGGCAUUCUCUCCGAUUGGAGGAGGAAGGGUCCCAUUGACUGCUCAGGCUUAGCACCUCUCUCCAAACGCUAGCCCUUUUCAUUGCAGUCUCCGCCUCAUCUCUCGCCUCUUUCCUUGCGUCUGCUGUUUGCUCUGUCCGUCCCUCCUUUCUUGUCCCUUUUUCACACCACUCAGGAAUCAGGAAGCAUUGCAUUUUGUUAGAAGUGGGUGUUUCUGGAGCUGUCAUUGUGGUUGGUGCCACUACAAAGGAUAGCUGUGCAAAGAGUGAGAGAGACAGCUUUGGAGAUAAAAAAGCAGCCUGAAAGACAAGGGGGGACCUUGGACUACAGGACCAGCUGACAACCACUGGAAGGUGAACUGUGAUGAAAAGAAAAGUAUUACAGAGACUGACAACCUUUUUAAGGUAGCUAUUCACUGAGACCUUUACCACGACUUGAGGGAAUAAAGAAGCAGUGUGCCAAACAAGCGCUGCCAGCUGGAUCCUGCUUUUGCUGUUGCUAAGCAAAGUCACUAACCUGAAGUUCUUGGAGAGACAGUGUUGAGCAUUACUUCACAACCAUGAAAGGAAGCUCAGAGGAAAGCAUUGAAAGCGUCAGGCCUUCCAACCUGCAAGCUUUUGCAAACAUAUCAACCCUACAUGGCAUGAGUCACAUAUUUGCCUAUGGGCAUAUGACAUUCCGCCGGUUCCUUUGGACUCUUUCAUUUCUGGGUUCUCUAUGCCUAUUGAUGAUUGUCUGCUUGGAUCGAGUGUCCUAUUACCUUGAGUAUCCUCAUGUCACCAAGCUGGACGAGGUGGCUGCAGCAAACCUCACCUUUCCAGCAAUUACCUUCUGUAACCUUAAUGAGUUCCGCUUCUCCAAAAUCACCAGAAAUGACCUCUAUCAUGUGGGGGAGCUCCUGGCCCUCCUCAACAGUAACUACCAAAUAGCCAACCCGCACUUGGCUGAGCCUGAGGUUCUGGCUGCCCUAAAGGAUAAAGCAAACUUUCAGAACUUCAAACCAAAACUGUUCAACAUGACUGAUUUCUAUAACCGUACAGGUCAUGACAUCAGUGAGAUGCUACUGCAGUGCACCUUCCGAGGAGAGGAAUGCUACCCAGUAAAUUUCUCCACAAUAUACACACGCUACGGAAAAUGCUACACUUUCAACUCCGGAUUAGAUGGCAACCCUUUGUUGACAACGUUGAAAGGUGGCACAGGGAACGGCUUGGAGAUCAUGCUGGAUAUUCAACAGGAUGAAUACCUCCCUGUGUGGGGAGAGACAGAUGAGACCUCCUACGAAGCAGGCAUCAAGGUUCAGAUCCACAGCCAGAGUGAGCCGCCCUUCAUUGACCAACUGGGAUUUGGUGUCGCCCCUGGUUUUCAAACUUUUGUGUCAUGUCAGCAGCAACUGGUACCUAACGUUCAGCCUCCUCCCGUGCAACCCCCUCGCCUUUUGUUUUGCUCUGCUUCAUUAUGUGUUUGUCCUCAAACCCUCUCUGGCUAAAGCCCAUUACACCUGUGUGACAGAGCAUGGGGCAAAAUCUGCUCUGUGAUUAAUCUUGUGUGGGAAAUGUGCAGUUAAAACGUGUUAAAUAAAUAAACAUCCAAUGAAUCUGGGUACAAUAAAUGAAACGGAUGAAUUAUAGCAGCCAAGGUUCGUUGAUAGACCAGGGCCAAGUAAUGAUUGGAUGCAAGCGAACAAGCAUACUGUCCUGAUCCAUGCCAAAUAACCCCAGACUCUAUAGCAG
Molecule: messenger RNA, 2094 nt
Organism: Solea senegalensis (Senegalese sole)
Lineage: Eukaryota; Metazoa; Chordata; Actinopteri; Pleuronectiformes; Soleidae
Product: acid-sensing ion channel 1C-like
Exons: 3
Coding region: 924-1850 (308 amino acids)
Biological process (GO): sodium ion transmembrane transport
Cellular component (GO): membrane
Source: RefSeq, a predicted model, not a curated record